GCAGGAGGGUUUGGUAGCGUUGCCGUGCGGUGUGUGAUCCGCGCGCCGCGUGUAUGGAGGAAGCAGCUGCUGGUCUGAUCUCUGACAUUGUGUGAGACAGACAUCUGAAUAAACUGCUGCGCACGAACGUGUCCUUUUAAACACACACACCACAGCGAGGCACGCCGUGCAUGAAUAAUCGCCAUGGUCAUAUUGUAGGUCAAACCAUCUGGUGUCUGUUGUAGUCUUAACAUGUAUCCACUCCUGUACAUGUUGGUAUGUACCGAAGCCUCAGAAGGACCUCUUUGGUUUAAUGGGUCCAAUCAUUGGAAUGUCACCAGAUAAGAAAACGGAAAUCCCGGGUAUGCAAGAGGAGCGGACGGGGCUCAGAGGUGUCUGUGGUGUAGGAACACUGCCCGAGGCAGAGUGUGCAUCCAGUCCACUGGCAACCAGUGUGGAUCGCACUGGAGGCGCGGAGGACGAGGAGCUCACCAACCUCAACUGGCUUCACGAGAACCUGCUUCAGAACUUCACACUUGGGGGCCCCGAAGCUCAGCCCAGUGGAAGCCCCCUUUUUGACAUAGAGGGAGACUACGGGUCGAGCCAGGGCCCUACAUCCUCCUCAUCCUCAGCACACAGCAGAAGUAGGGAGCGGGACUCGUUGAAGUCUAAACCCCCCUUCUCUUUUUCUCUGCUCAUCUACAUGGCCAUUGAGCAGUCUCCCAGCAAGUCUCUGCCUGUUAAAGAAAUCUAUGGCUGGAUUCUUGAGCACUUCCCUUAUUUCUCAAAUGCUCCCACUGGCUGGAAGAACUCAGUUCGUCACAACUUGUCCCUCAACAAAUGCUUCCGCAAGGUGGAGAGGAGUUUGGGAAAGGCCAAUGGAAAAGGUUCUCUUUGGUGUGUGGACCCAGAGUACCGCCCCAACUUGAUCCAAGCCCUUAAGAAGCAGCACUUCCCUGCCGCACAUGCCUUCUGCACACCACCCGCCUCCCCACCCCGUGCCUCCUCACCUCCCCACCACUUUCUAGAAGGCUGCUCAUUCAAAGAGUCUGAUAUUGAUGCUGCCACUGCCAUGAUGCUCUUAAACUCUGCCCCCGGGCACCACGUUGACCCAUGCAAUUCUGACGGCCCACUGGACCUCUCCAGACCCGACGCCUUUCUGGUGAGCAGUGAUCCAAAGCAGGACCACAACUACAGCAGUGCAGCCCUGCAGCGCUGCUCUUCCCGUUCCUCCUCCUCGUCUCUAUCCUCUCUGGAUGAGGGAGGCUGUGACCGCAGGCAGUCCCGCCGUGCCGGCAGCGAGGGCUUCCACAGUGACGAGGACUCCGACCUCUGGGACGAGAGGGGCACCCACCAGACUUCACGGCGUCCACCCGCGAUCAAGUGGCCUGUCCGCAAGAGGGCACGACGUGAGGCCAAGCCGGAGCUAGAUGACGAGCUGAAGGAAGCUGCCGGCUCUUUGUUGCACCUCGCUGGUAUACGCAGCUGAAUUUGAGGGCUCCAAAUGUACUGUCAAGAGCACAAACUUAACAGGAAAUUAAGAUAAUUUUUUUUGCCCCUAUCAUACUCCGGACCCUGUGAACCCUAACCUCUGACUCUUGAUCUUGUGUCCCAGUGUGCCUCCUUCUCCUUAUCUGAUCGUUCACUGGCCAUUUUGAGCCUUUUUUGUUUGGGAAAAUUCCUGUCCAACAAAACAAAUGGCAAUAGUAUCGUUCAUACAGGAGAACAAAGCCAUAUAGAGACUUUUGUAACUCGGGGUGGGGGUGAUUGCUGGGAAUGGGUGUUUGGGCUAUGGAGGACCAUCAAGAUACCUAUCCACAAUGACCUGCCUGCAUCUGUUAGACUGGAAAAUUGUGAUUCAAGAUUUCUUUUUUUUUUUUCUGAAAGACAGUGUGACAAGCUGAAGGUUUUAUUACUCAAAGCGUUGCAUGCUUCCUCCUCAAACCUGUAUCCUCUUCCAAGUGAAUCUAUUUAUGAAGCGAAUGAGUGCAUGUUUGUAACAGACAAAAUCUAACCUCCUGUUAUCAAUUUCUCCUUUUUUUGUGCUAAACAGAAAAAAUGCCAACAUUUUGAAAGGAAUUCUUGAUCUAUGUUUCCUCUUGUAAGAGAGAUGCAAUAAUCGAUCCACAACCUUUAUGGAAAUAGUAUUACUCUGCCACUGCCAAAUUUUGUUGCAAAGUUAGCUAUACUACUUUGCUCCGUUUUGUGCGGCCAAUACAGUGCUAAACAAGUUAAAGCUGUUGGCUUUUGGUUUUUGUAUGCUAACGAAGAUUUAUUUUCGCCAAAGAUAUGCAAUUGCAUUAUAUAUGGUAUUAAAAAUAUUAAUAAAACCUGUUCUUGUUA
Molecule: messenger RNA, 2322 nt
Organism: Solea senegalensis (Senegalese sole)
Lineage: Eukaryota; Metazoa; Chordata; Actinopteri; Pleuronectiformes; Soleidae
Gene: foxn2a
Product: forkhead box N2a
Exons: 7
Coding region: 293-1468 (391 amino acids)
Biological process (GO): regulation of DNA-templated transcription
Cellular component (GO): nucleus
Molecular function (GO): cis-regulatory region sequence-specific DNA binding; DNA-binding transcription factor activity
Source: RefSeq, a predicted model, not a curated record